Messenger RNA from Solanum stenotomum, 447 nucleotides. RefSeq lists its product as uncharacterized. Bases 1 to 447 code for a protein of 148 amino acids. The record is from RefSeq and is a predicted model, not a curated record. NCBI's taxonomy places the organism in Eukaryota, Viridiplantae, Streptophyta, Magnoliopsida, Solanales, Solanaceae. The transcript is spliced from 2 exons.
AUGGAAAAAGAAGAUGGUUUGAGGACAGUGGAGUGUCUAAGAGGAAGAUUAAUUGCAGAAAGAGCAGCUUCUAAAAAAGCAAAAGAAGAUGCAGACCUUAUGGGAAACAAGCUGAUUGAACUGGAGACAAAGUUGAAAGAAGAGAGCAAAUCAAGAAACAAAGCUGAGAAAAAGCUCAAAUAUUUUAUAAAAAAGCUUGAAUCCAUGAACAUAUGUUAUAUUUCAGAUGAAUCAGAGCACUCAAGUUUGUUUGAUAAAAGUGAAAUUUCAUCUGUUACAUCUACAACAACUACUAGUAACAGCAGCAAAAUAAUCUCUGAACAAAAUUCCCAAUUUAAAGACUCUAUGAUCAGUGAUUUUCAAGAGCUCAUAUCCCAAGAAAACUCAAUCAACUUUGACAAAAAUAGCAAAGAUGAUGACAACAAUUCUAAGGAGCUGGAANUUUGA